AAACAAGGGAUGAGUCAUCAUCUUCUGGCGCACUCUUUACUUUGUUAAAUACACACACACUAAUUUCAAAUUUCAGUAAGCUGCUUCUUCUAUUCAUCUCUCUCUCUACUGAAAGUUAUUGAAAAACAACUUUUGCUUGCUGUCAAACUAUGAUAUUUGGGAAGAUAUCUGAAGUGAAAACCAAAAUGGAUUUCAUUCAAUGGCUUGGACCUGAUAUGUCAAUUAAGGUUCUCAGCUAUUUGGAUCACCCUUGUGACCUUGUUCGUGUAUCUUCUGUUUCUAGAAGUUGGAACCGAUUUGUUAUUGAAAAUGGCCUCUGCAAGCAACUUUUCUUCGAAAUGUUUCCUGAAAUAUCUGAUGUUGUUGAUAGUGUUGAGGUGGACAACAUGAUGAUUGAACCUGUAACCAACAUGCUUGACAACUGUGCAAAUUGGGAGUGUCUUAAAAGAGAACAUAAAGCUUAUGCUGUCAUGGCUUUUAAAUUAAAACCUUAUGUGAAAAACUGCAUUUCAAAAGCCAUUGCUGCAUCCAGCACUAAUAAUUAUCCAGAAGAAAGCAUUGUGAAUACAUUGGAGCCCGGGGAUAGAACUGAAAAUAGGGCAUCAUACUGGUUAAGUGAAGGGCAGAGCUCACCUGGGGUUCCCGAAUCUUUGGUUUAUAAGCUAUGUUCCAAAAUAUGUCUUAUCACAAAGAUUCGUGUCCAACCAUUCCAAGCAUAUUUUCAAGAUGGCUCCCCUAUAUAUUCAGCUUACACUAUCCGAUUCAGAAUUGGCCAUCCGAGACACCAUAUAAAAUUAGAGAGUGCUAUAGCUCAUGGUAUUGCUACUAGUAACAUGGUGGGGGAUACAACUCAAUUUGUAUGGACAUACACUUCCCCUUAUUAUCAAAUGUUACAGGAAAACCAGCUGCAAGAAUUUACGCUACCCGAACCUGCUCUGGGCAUUGGAGGUGUGUUACUAGUGGAGCUGCGUGGAAGAGUUCAACAGCAAGGACUCUAUUACUACAUUGGCAUCUCCCAUGUUCAAGUAGUAGGACUACCAAUUUUACAGGCAUUUGAUGUUAAAACUUACCAACCAUCAGGAAAAUACACCUUGAAAUACUGUCCUCCUGAUAAUUGUAUAUAUUCAGCAUCAUCGUCAAGAAGUGACUCCAACAAUCACUCACGCCUGUGGUCAUUAACCUCGAGCAUAACGAAGUUGGAUGUGAUACUUUUCAUGAUGCACUGUUUGGUUCUGGUUUUGGGGAUAUUGUUGUUGAUGACUAAAAAACUUUAAGGAAUCAAGUGCCUCAAUUCUCAAUUGACAUUUGGAAAAAUGUAUGUACUUGUGAUCUGGUUUUUGUAGAUAACAAG
Molecule: messenger RNA, 1351 nt
Organism: Trifolium pratense (red clover)
Lineage: Eukaryota; Viridiplantae; Streptophyta; Magnoliopsida; Fabales; Fabaceae
Product: F-box protein At4g00755-like
Exons: 6
Coding region: 150-1274 (374 amino acids)
Molecular function (GO): protein binding
Source: RefSeq, a predicted model, not a curated record